Messenger RNA from Serpula lacrymans var. lacrymans S7.9, 153 nucleotides. RefSeq lists its product as uncharacterized. Lineage: Eukaryota; Fungi; Basidiomycota; Agaricomycetes; Boletales; Serpulaceae. The annotation marks the transcript as partial. The record is from RefSeq and is a predicted model, not a curated record. The transcript has a single exon.
CCGCACAUACCAGAGGGAAAAACGCGACCACUGGACCCAGAAUUCGGGAUAAAGCUUGGACACUACCAUCCGUCGACUAACACGCCCAACAGAAGAAAUGGCGCGGUAGUGUCCUUCAAGCUUCAAGUUCAAACACUCGCCAGAGACUCUUAA